This is a messenger RNA of Drechmeria coniospora, 2640 nucleotides long. Its product is annotated as is centromere binding protein at prophase. The record is from RefSeq and is a predicted model, not a curated record. Gene Ontology annotation, cellular component: RZZ complex. The coding region runs from base 1 to 2640 and encodes 879 amino acids. NCBI's taxonomy places the organism in Eukaryota, Fungi, Ascomycota, Sordariomycetes, Hypocreales, Ophiocordycipitaceae. Gene Ontology annotation, biological process: endoplasmic reticulum to Golgi vesicle-mediated transport; mitotic spindle assembly checkpoint signaling. The transcript is spliced from 3 exons.
AUGGCCACGGUAGCACCGGCACAGCAGCUCAGCGAUGCCAUCCUCGACUUCUCACUCUGCAGCAAGUUUCCCGAGGACAUUGCCGAGCUGCCACCCGUGUCCGACACCGACCUCCAACCAGCCAUCGAUGGACUCUCCCGGACGAAGCACGAGCUCGAGUCGCAGCUCCAUCGGAUCAAUGAGGAAACGCGAGAUGACGUGAGCUCCUGGGUCAAGAAUGCCAAGACGCUCCAGGAGGAUAUCAUUCGGUCAAAAACCAUAGCCAACGAGAUUGUACGACAGUCGGAAGCCCCCGACAUCUCGGGCGAAGCCAUCCAGGAUGCCGAAGCGACGGCCGAGUUUCUCAACCGCGAAGUGCAGUAUACCCGGCAGCUGUCCGACAUCCUGCGCAGGAUAUGCACCGCGAACCAGCUGCUGAGCAAGGUCGAAAUCGCUCGGAACGAGCGCCGCAUCCUUGACUCGCUGCGCCUCCUCGAGCAAUCGUGGGCUGCUCUCGACGAGGUGGGCGUGAGCAAGACUUGCAGGGUCAUGAGAAUCUUGGACUUGAGGUCCUUUGAGCUCAAGUCGGAUGUGCACGACAUCGUCAGUAAUGCGUGGAAAGUCUUGGUUCGGGUGGAUGUCGACGCCGGAAAAGUGACCAUCUACGACGCCAUUGACGGUAUGCAGACUCCCCCCCGACCCUCUGACCCGAAAUGUCGCUCACAUGCGUCCACCUCAGGCGAAAACCUGAACUUGUCCGAGGCUGUCGUCGGCUUGAAGGCGUACAAGGAGGUCGACGAACGCAUGGAGCAGCUCUGGCGCAACCUGGAUGCGGCUAUCGUGUCUCCUCGAAUGACCUCGUCCACGACGUCGAUGCCUGCCAUCAAAGCAAGUGCCGAUGAGCUGCAACUUGAUGGCCAAUCCGACACCUCGGCCAUUUCUCUACUCCUAGACCUCGAGAGAGUGUUCGUCUUUUUGGCUCGCAAGCUGCCGUCGGACCUGAUAAAGUCCCUUUCUGACAUCAUGAUGGCCGAGCUUGUUCCCAAAAUUGUACGGAGGUGGCUGAAUCCGGCGGUGCCUUCGUCCUUGGCAGGCAUAUCCAAGUUUCAGGACAUGGUCCAGCACGCCAAUCGCUUCUGCGCCGCCCUCGAGGAGAACGGAUACAGCGGCUUCGACGAACUGGUGACCUGGGCUGGGAAAGCACACCUUACCUGGCUCGAAAGGUGCCGGGAGGAUGCCCUCGACACGGUCCGAACAAAACUUACCGCCGGCAUAGGAAAGUCCAAGCAGGUGGAAAAGGUGGAGAGGCACAUGGUGUCCGUGGCCGAGGGUAUGGAGCUCGCGACGACCGGUGCCGGUGCGGCCGCCGACACGAACGAAUGGGGUGAGGACUGGGGUGAGUCAUGGGAUGAUGAGGGCAACGAGCAAAGCACCGAAGAGCCUCCACCCCCCGCCGCGGAAACGGCGACAGCAGGCGAGGCUGGCGGCGGGCCUGCUGACGAAGAUGGCGCCGACGCUUGGGGCUGGGGCGACGACACGACCGAAAAACCUGCUCAAGCGUCCGAACCUCAUGACGAGGAGGAUGCAGGGGCCGAGGCAUGGGGCUGGGACGACGAUGGAGCCACGACUGAGCCGCCGGUUCCCGAGCCGAAACCGCCGAAAAUGACGGCGGACAAGGCGCGAAAGGAGCAAACGAGGGAGCUCAUCCUGAAAGAAACGUACAACAUCUCCUCCAUGCCAGAGCCCGUUCUGGCCCUCGUCGUUGCCAUUUUGGAAGACGGCGCGGCCCUGACGAGAGGAGAGGAGGAAUAUAGCCUCGUCGCAUCCACCGCGCCGGGGCUGUUCAGCCUGCCAACCUUUGCCCUGGCCUUGUUCAGGGCCAUCUCGCCACACUAUUAUUCCUUGGACGCGGGCGGAAAUAUGUUUCUCUACAACGAUGCCAUGUACAUUGCCGAGAAGCUUUCCGAGUUCGCAGCCAGCUGGAAAGACCGAGAGGACCUGACGCGGCGGGCGCGAAGCAUGCUCCGCCUAGACAACGAUAUUAAAACGUUGCAGAGUUUCGCCAAUCGUAGCUACGGGAACGAGAUGAACAUCCAAAAGACGGUAUUGCAGGACCUCCUUGGAGGGUCGCAGAGUCUCAUGCAGCAGGACGAAAUGGAGUCGUCCAUUGAAUCGGGCACGGCUCGUAUUCGAACGCUGGCCGCCACCUGGGAGCCAAUUCUGGCGCGCUCUGUCUGGUCUCAGGCCAUCGGAUCUCUCGCCGACGCGCUCGCUACCAGGCUCAUCACCGACAUCCUCGACAUGUCAUCCAUCGGGCAGGAGGAGGCGUACAGGGUUGCCAAGCUCAUUGCAUCGGCCACCGAGCUCGACGACCUAUUCCUACCGAGCAAGCUUGGGGGCACAGAAGCCACCGAGGAUGAGGUUCCGGCAACGGCGCAGUACGCACCCAACUGGCUACGGCUGAAGUAUCUUAGCGAGGUGCUGCAGAGCAACCUCAACGAGGUCAAGUUUCUCUGGCUUGAGAGCGAGUUGAGCCUCUACUUUACGGUGGAUGAGGUGGUGGAGCUGAUCAAUGCCAGCUUCGAGGACAACGGCAGGACGAGGGAGACAAUCAAGGAGAUUCAGAGCAAGCCCCAGCCGAUGCUGGGACGUGAAGCAUGA